GAGAUGAAGCAGGAGCUGGCGGAGGAAGGCAGCAGAUGCUCCAUCCUCUCCAAGCAGCACCGUUUCAACGAGCACUGCUGCAUCCGCUGCUGUGCGCCCUUCACCUUCCUGAUCAACCCCAAGCGCCAGUGCCUGGACUGCCAGUACAACGUCUGCAAGACCUGCUGCACCUACAACAAGAGGGACAAAGCGUGGCUCUGCUGUGCAUGCCAGAAGGGCAGGGUUCUGAGAACACAGUCCCUGGAAUGGUACUACAACAACGUGAAGAGUCGGUUCAAGAGGUUCGGCAGCGCCAAGGUUUUGAAGACUCUGUAUAGAAAGCACAUUAUCGAGAGAGGGGCGCUCUCUGAUCUCCCAGAAAGCAGUGUUCACGACGGAAGCAACGACAACGAUGGCAGCAUCUGCGGCAGUGACUCCGCCUUCUACAAACAGAGUGAAGGACACAGUAUGGCCGAGACGCUCACAGUCGCCCUGCGUGUCGCUGAGGAGGCUAUAGAAGAGGCCAUCGCUAAGGCGGAGGAGUUCGGUGACAGCUUGGAGAAGCAGAAUGAGGCUCGAUAUCUGCGGGACCACAGAGAGGAGCUCAUAGAGGAACUCGCUACAACCAUUGUGCAAAAAAUCAUUCAGAGGAGGAAGCAUUCAGAGAUGCAGACAGAGUACGACUUUGUCUGGCCUCAGCCUCUGAUCCAAUCCAGUGACCUGCCCUCUCCGUCUCAACCUCACACCUCUUCCCAAGGACCACAGGACCCCCUCAAAUCCUCCAACUCUCUCUGGAGGUCGCGGUCAGCGUUUUCCCUCACCAGUGACGACUCCCCAGAGAAGGGCCCAGAGGAGGAGGGAGCCGGGGCAGGAGGUGACUUGCACGAGUACGCGUCUCUGAAGCGGGAGGCCAAGGCCACGUCCCUACCGAGCUGGAAGAGCGUCGAUCGCCUGGACAACUCCAGUGCAUCUUCAGUGCUCCAGAGCCCAGACGGGAACUGGAUCGCCCUGCACAGUUCUCAGCUGUCUCGGCCCAGCCUGCUGACCAAGAGGAAGAGCCUGGUGUUCAGCGUGUUGGAGAAGGAGUCCGGCGUCGUCUCGGCGUACGAUGGGAUGGGCUCAGACUCCGAGGAGGACAACGACGGCGGCUGGGGCGCGGCUCUGAGACAGUUCAGACGCAAGUUGUCCGACGAGACUUACUACACGGACUCGCAGCACGACCCGGAGUGGACGUACACCCAGCACCUUCCCGUCACGUCGCCGUCCUCCGGCCAGUACACCAACACAGAGACCCUCAACUCGGACUCGGAGGCUUCGUCUGUGCUGUCCGCGUGUCCUCGUAAACCACCUCAUAACUUGUUGAGGAAGAGAGGACCGGCGGACACACACCUGCACCCUCACCACCAGCCCCUGUACCACCAACACCUGCACCAGAACUUCUCUCCGUACCCUCUGCACUCAGAGGCACUGGAUGUGAACUUCAACCCCACGGUGAUGGGAGACAGCAGCGAGGCCGAGGAGCGGCAGGUCGACCCGGUCAGAAGGUCACGACGACGACGGAAAAGCAAGAGGGAGUCUUCAACGGAGCAGAGCAAACCUGGAGGCCAGAGCCACGCUCAGUCCAUCUACCCCUUAGUACAGGAGAACAGUGGUUUCCUGCUCAACGCCCUGCUGAAGAGGGGUAUGAGUGAGGAGCAGCAAGCACCAGACAAUAUGUCUACAGCCCCGGCUGCACUGGACGCCUUCAGACUGGAUGCCAUGACGCCAGAGCCCGAGGACUUGGACACAGUGGCCCCAAAUUCCGCGGCCCUGAGUCCCCCACAGCCCCACUCUCUAUCUCCAGGGUCCCAGCACCCGGCCUGCGGCUCAGGACCCGGAGACCUGGAAGAGGAGCUGCGAUCCCGACUCAGUCAGCUGGUCAAACGUGCCAACAGCAAAGACGACAGCUCGGCUGGAGAGGAGUGGCCCACAGACAGAGACAGUGACAGACAAAGAGAGAAGAAGAGGCUGAAAGACGCAGACAGGGAACGGCAGAGGGCGAGUGAGAGAUUGAGAGAGAAACCGAGUGAAACGGUGGAACAGGUGAACGGACAAGAGAUGAAAAGGAGUGAGAGACUUAAAAAGAGUCCCUCGGUGAGAGAGGAAGGAAGAGUGAGGGAGAGCAGGUUGGAGAAGGGAGUGGAGAGUUUGGAGGAGAAAGUAGACCACCAGGAACAAACGAGAGGAGACAAAAGAGAAGCAAACAGACAAAGUAAGAAGCAACAAAAGAGAGAUGUGGAGAAGGAGGCCGCACAGAAAGGAGGAGGCGGAAGGAGGAGUGGGUCGAGUGCAAGUUCACCUGCUGUUACCCCUUCUUCCCAGGAGGGGGCGCUGUCAGACAACCAGGAGGGACAGAACGACUCGGAGCAACAGCAGAGGCUCCAGUUGCUCUCCUCUCUCUUACAGCAGAAGUACUCGGCGGCGUCUCUCUGCAGCAUCACCACAGAGGUGCUGAAGGUUUUGAACGCCACAGAGGAGCUGAUUGGUGAGGCGGGAGGUGAGAGCCACACCCCGUCCGAGUCCAUGAGUGCUUCUCCGAUCUCCAACUGCUCCGAUACCCGGCGGCUGGACCAGAGGCUGACCAAGAUGGAGGAAAAUGUGUACCUCGCUGCUGGUGCUGUGUAUGGCCUAGAGGGGGCGCUAGGGGACCUAGAGCAGUGUGCCCGCAGUAUUAGCAGUGAUACCACAGACACAGAUCUGGCUUUCCUUGAAGACCAGGUCGCCACUGCAGCCGCUCAGGUCCAGCACUCUGAAAUACAGAUCUCAAACAUUGAGGCGAGAAUAUCAGCCCUGAAAACAGCUGGUAUGAAUGUGACCGUCUGCAAUCGCUUCUCCAAGUACAAGCCACCACAGGCGAAGCCUCAAACUCUGGAUACAUCACGCCAUCAAAGACGGAAGCUUCCAGCGCCACCUCUGAAAGUUGGAGCCAGAGCAACAGGUGAAAGUGUUUCAGCCAUAGUGACUGUCGGCAGCACAACAAGUCCCUCUGGGCCAACUCAGAGCCCCAGUGACGGGGGCCCUUCUCAUCCAGUGCCUUGACCCAGCGUCCGCCUCCAGCUCAGAGCCAAGCCGGGACCAACACCUGUCCUGUGUGACCCCACCAAGCACUCAGCCCAAAGCCAGGCACUGUACCGCGUCAAUGGAGACACUUCGCAGGAGACGCGACUGGCUCUUUCCCCUUUUUCCAUGUUCUCCUCAUGGCCGCCAACGUAGAGCGUCGUCAAGCAAGGUUUGACUCAACAGUCAGUCUCUCUGCCUUAAAAUCCGCAAACACUCCUCGUGACCCAACUCCAAAAGAAUAUCUGUACAGGCAAAGAAAAAAAGAAAACAUGUCCUUCUAUCUGUUUGCAAGAGUAUUGUGAUUUAAUGUGAAAUGAAGAUGUGGCGAAAUCUUUCAAAGACUUUCUGUGAUUCAACGUCUGAAGAAGAGGCGGAGCCGUGUUUAACACUGCAGCUUCUCUCACCAAAUGGAAGGAAUUUUUUUAUUGUAUUAUUUAAAAGCUAAUUUUGGAUGAUUGUCAGUUUAUACACACACACAACCAGUAAUUAUAAUCAUUGUUAUACAUUUGGCUUUUUACAAAUAAAUGAAGUUCCCAGAAAAGUGUUUAUAAUUUAUGAAGUAUAUGAAUGGUGCAUCUAAUUUAAAUGCUUAUUUCUUGUAGAGAGAUAAAUAAAAGGUUUGAUACCUCUCUGUUUGUAUGCUAAAUGUAAUGAAAACACAGUAGAGCCAGGUGCUGGUUAGUUGGCUUGGGCGUCUUAAACAUGGGGAAAGGCUGUUUCUGACAAAAAAAAAACUGCCUUCUACCAGGUUGAAAACUCAAUAUUUUGAGUAGCACUAACUGUUGUGAACCAGAGACUGUAUAUGAAGACGGACAAUGUUUCACUUCCUCCCACUAUCCAGAAAUUAAGCCAAAACAUCUCUAUGAAUGUUUCCAUCUUGCACAUUUGGAGCCAGAAUCUGCGCUGUAGCAAUAGGACGAGGCCACAGUAGUGAGAUUCCAAAAGUACACGUACUCGACUAAUCGUGAGUACUUUAAUACUGUACAAAAAGGCUGAUACAUACUUAUAAACUCACCGGUUUCUGGUGUUAGCUUCAUAUUUAGCAUAUAGACGUGAAAGGUUUUGGACUUUUUCAUGUAACUCACAAACAUUUCCUAAAAUAAAUAUGAACUGCAAUAAUAUUUUUGGAAAGUGCUCUCCCAUUGAAUUCCAAAUAGAAGUAUUAGUAAGACACAUACAGUAUACACAACAUAACCCUCCACAGGUCUGACAGUCAGGUUGGAGUAUUUCUGAUUUCCUCAGUGCAGUAUUCUUCAACCCAAAGUCAUUUUCUUCUAUCUUCUUUUUACUUUUAAACAUUGUGGCCUUUUUGUUUGAUCAUCAUGUUUUCCCUUUGCUGGGUCAUAUCCAAACUUGUGUUGCAUUCAGCAAAAUACUGUAAAGAUUUUUACAUAAUGAGGCCUGUUGGGCUUUACGACAAAUGCCAUGAAACCAUGAUUUUGUUACAAACAAUUUAUUUUUGUACUUAGUGAACGUUUUUAUGCAAUACCGCUGAAAUAAGUACUAUUGCAAAUUAAAGGCUUUAUUCUCUCCUCAAAGGAGCCCUCCUCAGUCAGUCCCAUCAUGCGUGGUGACUCAAAGUGCUUUCAGUGUGUGUCUGCAUUUACCAUUUGAUAUUCUGCCAGUAAUGACAAUGGUAAAUGCUGCAAAAGCACAGGCAGCAAUAGUCAUUUUAGGAGCGGCGAGUACGGUUCAUACUGUGUUUGUACCUCUUAAACACUAGAUUUGAGAAUACUGCCUUACGUUUUUGAGGUUGUUUUGCUUUUACUCCUUCACCACUUACAUUAGUUAGAAUAUCAGUUAGCCAUGCACAUAGUUGUCAAGGUUUUUACUUUGGCAAACAGCUUAAGCGCAUGGUUGGUUCACCUGCUGGGCUGCUUGAACUUAAAGGUCUGAUGCGCUCCUGUAUGAAUGCUCUGCCCUGUCUAUUAUUGACCUUUUCAUUCCAGUUCUUUCAAAUCUCUGGUUUUUGCACAUUGAUCCUGUACUUUUGUAAACAUUGUUCUCCAGAGGUGUCGGUGUAAAAUUAAGAAAGCAUGUUUCUGGAUUUAUCAAAUGGAUGUAAAAUUCCCCAUGAUAAGCACAGCCACAAGGGUCCAAUCAUCAGUUACUUGUAUUUUUCUAAUGUAAAAAAAAUAAAUAAUAGUACUUCAUGAGAGUUUAAUAUAUGUAUAUGUGUGAAAAGAUGGAUGUGAUAUAGACUGUGUGUAUUGAUCAAUCUUUUGGUGUUCUGCGCAAGGGACUGCUGCGUAUACAUGUCACGACUGGAUUCACACAGAGAGAUAUAUACUUUUGUUCCUGUUUAAUCCGGUUUGAAAGACUAUGAAGAGGUUCACUGUGCACAGCUCCACUUUUACGUGCAAUCGUUUGUUGCAAUCCAUAUGCCAUGUCGGGGAAACUAUUAAUGUGCAAAAAAAUACAGAUUCUCUAUGUGCCACAGUACUGAGAAAAAAAAUGUAUAUGAAAUGAAUAAAAUUUGAAAACUUAAAGCAUC
This is a messenger RNA of Platichthys flesus (European flounder), 5572 nucleotides long. RefSeq names its product myosin VIIA and Rab interacting protein b (gene myripb). Bases 4 to 3057 code for a protein of 1017 amino acids. The transcript has 16 exons. Lineage: Eukaryota; Metazoa; Chordata; Actinopteri; Pleuronectiformes; Pleuronectidae. Gene Ontology annotation, cellular component: cortical actin cytoskeleton. Gene Ontology annotation, molecular function: actin binding; myosin binding. The record is from RefSeq and is a predicted model, not a curated record.